Molecule: messenger RNA, 4511 nt
Organism: Sphaeramia orbicularis (orbiculate cardinalfish)
Lineage: Eukaryota; Metazoa; Chordata; Actinopteri; Kurtiformes; Apogonidae
Gene: ogt.1
Product: O-linked N-acetylglucosamine (GlcNAc) transferase, tandem duplicate 1
Exons: 23
Coding region: 332-3544 (1070 amino acids)
Biological process (GO): protein O-linked glycosylation
Molecular function (GO): protein binding; protein O-acetylglucosaminyltransferase activity
Source: RefSeq, a predicted model, not a curated record
GCCAUUUUAUGUUCCAUAGCUGCUUUGUUGUGAAGAAGGAACCAGUCCGAACAUUUAACAACAGUACAUUUUAUCCGUGUAAAGUAGAUAUAGUAAUAACGUCAACUGCUUAAUGACGAUCCAGCUAUACAACGUUACUGACAGCCAUAAGACAGUCACUGAGUGCUGUACACUACAAGGAGUAAUCAGAGGUUAGCUACGCAGCUGCCUGGAAACGUGCUUGUUGGCCGCAGCCGACAAAGACGACUAUCCGUCGUAUUUUUUUCUCUGAAACGUUUAUUCACCAGAAGGCACAUUGACGACCACCGUGCAGGACUCGAAAACUGAGGAGAUGGCGAGCUCAGUGGGAAACGUGGCGGACAGCACAGAACCAACAAAACGUAUGCUUUCCUUCCAAGGGUUGGCUGAGCUGGCGCACCGGGAGUAUCAGUCGGGGGACUUUGAGGCAGCAGAACGCCACUGCAUGCAGCUGUGGAGACAGGAGCCUGAUAACACAGGCGUGCUGCUGCUUCUGUCCUCCAUACACUUCCAGUGCCGAAGACUUGACAGGUCUGCUCACUUCAGCACCUUGGCCAUCAAACAGAACCCAAUGCUGGCAGAGGCUUACUCCAACCUGGGGAAUGUGUACAAGGAGCGUGGACAACUGCAGGAGGCUAUAGAGCAUUACCGUCAUGCCCUGAGACUGAAGCCAGAUUUUAUUGAUGGAUACAUCAACUUGGCAGCAGCUCUGGUGGCAGCAGGGGACAUGGAGGGAGCUGUGCAGGCUUAUGUGUCUGCAUUACAGUAUAACCCUGACCUUUAUUGUGUGCGUAGUGACUUGGGCAACUUGCUUAAAGCCCUUGGGCGUUUGGAAGAGGCCAAGGCUUGUUACCUGAAAGCUAUUGAGACUCAGCCCAACUUUGCUGUGGCGUGGAGCAACCUGGGCUGUGUAUUCAAUGCACAAGGAGAGAUAUGGCUGGCCAUCCACCAUUUUGAAAAGGCAGUAACUCUGGAUCCAAAUUUCCUUGAUGCAUACAUCAAUUUGGGAAAUGUUUUGAAGGAGGCCCGCAUCUUUGACAGAGCUGUUGCUGGAUACCUGAGAGCCCUAAGUCUUAGUCCCAACCAUGCAGUUGUCCAUGGAAACCUGGCCUGUGUCUACUAUGAACAGGGCCUAAUUGACCUGGCUAUUGACACUUACCGUCGUGCUAUUGAAUUGCAGCCCCACUUCCCUGAUGCCUACUGCAAUUUGGCAAAUGCCUUGAAGGAGAAGGGCAAUGUGUCUGAGGCAGAAGAGUGCUACAACACAGCCUUACGCUUGUGCCCAACCCAUGCAGACUCACUUAAUAACUUGGCCAACAUAAAGCGUGAGCAGGGUAACAUUGAGGAGGCUGUUCAGCUUUACAGGAAAGCUCUAGAGGUGUUCCCAGAGUUUGCAGCAGCUCACUCUAACCUGGCUAGUGUCCUACAGCAGCAGGGCAAACUCCAGGAGGCCCUCAUGCACUACAAGGAGGCCAUCAGGAUCAGUCCUACUUUUGCUGAUGCCUACUCAAACAUGGGUAAUACACUGAAGGAAAUGCAAGAUGUACAGGGAGCACUGCAGUGCUACACCCGUGCCAUUCAGAUCAACCCUGCUUUUGCUGAUGCCCACAGCAAUUUGGCCUCUAUACACAAGGAUUCUGGAAACAUCCCAGAGGCCAUUGCAUCAUACCGCACAGCUUUGAAACUCAAGCCGGAUUUCCCUGAUGCAUACUGCAAUUUGGCCCAUUGCCUUCAGAUUGUGUGUGACUGGACAGACUAUGAUGAACGGAUGAAGAAGCUUGUGAGCAUUGUGGCUGACCAACUGGAUAAGAACCGCUUGCCUUCAGUCCACCCACACCACAGCAUGCUCUACCCUCUCUCUCACAACUUCCGUAAGGCCAUCGCAGAGCGCCAUGGAAACCUUUGCCUGGACAAGGUACACGCACUGAUCAAAAUUAAUGCAUUGCACAAACCAGCUUAUGAGCAUCCUAAAGAUCUGAAGGCUAGUGGUGGACGUCUGCGUAUUGGCUAUGUCAGCUCUGACUUUGGUAACCACCCAACUUCACACCUGAUGCAGUCAAUUCCUGGAAUGCACAACCCUGAGAAAUUUGAGGUCUUCUGCUAUGCUCUCAGCCCCGAUGACAGUACCAACUUCCGUGUGAAAGUGGUAGCAGAGGCUCAUCAUUUCACAGACCUCUCUCAGAUUCCUUGCAAUGGGAAGGCCGCUGAUCGCAUUCACCAGGAUGGAAUUAACAUUCUCGUUAAUAUGAAUGGUUACACAAAGGGAGCCAGAAAUGAGCUGUUUGCCCUCCGUCCUGCCCCCAUUCAGGCCAUGUGGCUGGGUUACCCAGGGACCAGUGGGGCUCCUUUCAUGGAUUAUAUCAUCACUGAUAAAGAGACCUCACCUUUGGAGGUCGCUGAGCAGUAUUCAGAGAAAUUGGCCUACAUGCCACACACUUUCUUUAUUGGAGAUCAUGCCAACAUGUUUCCUCAUCUCAAGAAAAAAGCAGUGAUUGACUUCAAGUCUAAUGGACACAUCUUUGAUAACCGCAUCGUGCUUAAUGGUAUUGAUCUGAAGGCGUUCUUGGACAGUCUGCCAGAUGUCAAAGUGAUAAAGAUGAAAUGCGAUAACAACCAGGAAGCCACUGGUGACACAAAUGGAGCACUGUCCAUGCCUGUCAUUCCCAUGAACACUGCAGCUGAAGCCAUCAUUAACAUGAUCAACCAAGGCCAAAUCCAGGUCACAAUCAAUGGCUUCACCGUCAGUAAUGGCCUGGCCACCACGCAGAUGGUUUCAGCAGAUGGGGUUGUAGUCCCAGUCACUGAGUAUUUACAGAUCAAUAACAAAGCUGCCACAGGGGAAGAGGUGCCACGCACAAUUGUUGUGACUACACGCUCCCAGUAUGGUCUCCCAGAAGACUCCAUAGUUUACUGCAACUUUAACCAGCUCUACAAGAUUGACCCUCCUACACUGCAGAUGUGGGCCAAUAUCCUUAAGCGUGUGCCCAACAGUGUGCUGUGGCUACUUCGUUUCCCUGCUGUGGGCGAGCCCAACAUCCAGCAGUAUGCUCAGAACAUGGGUCUCCCUGGUUCUCGUGUCAUCUUCUCACCCGUGGCUCCAAAGGAGGAGCAUGUGAGAAGGGGCCAGUUAGCUGAUGUAUGCCUUGACACUCCUCUGUGUAAUGGUCACACAACAGGCAUGGAUGUUCUCUGGGCUGGAACACCUAUGGUUACCAUGCCAGGUGAGACCCUAGCCUCCCGUGUGGCUGCUUCGCAGCUCAGCUGUCUGGGCUGUCCUGAGCUAAUAGCCCAAAGUCGCCAAGACUAUGAGGACAUCGCAGUGAAAAUGGGCUCUGACAUGGAGUACCUUAAGAUGAUCAGAGCACGCGUCUGGAAGCAGCGAAUUUGCAGCCCUCUUUUCAACACCAAGCAGUACACAAUGGACCUAGAGAGGCUUUAUCUGCAGAUGUGGGAGCACCACACCAACGGCAGCAAGCCUGAGCACCUGGUCAAAUUUCAGGCAGUAGAAACCAGUGAGAAUGCCUGAACUGGAAGCACACUGUCUUUACCCUUGUACCCUAAUCAUGUCCAGUCCUCCCCACCAUUUCUAACCAUCCAUCACCACCCUUGCUUGAAUGGUCGACUUGACCCCUUUCCCCAGAAUGACUGCCUCCGUCAGUCUCACAUACAAUAAAUGGGACUCGUAUUUCUAAAGGAGCCUACAGAUGUACACAUUUAUCCCCCUUCACUGUCUGAGCCAGAUAGAACCUGAAGACGUCAGGAACUUUGUCUGAGACUCUUGUUCUAAACUCUGCUAUAUUUGGUGCGCAUGAGAGGAUUGUGAAUUCCCUGCUACCCCUUCAGUCCUUGGAAUCCGUGGAUUUAUUUUUUUUUUUCCCAUCUAUAUGCAUACAGGACUGAUAACAGCUUGUGGAGCAAAUGCCCAACCGCCAUUACAUGUUGAUCUAUUUAUCAGUGGAUAAAGAGUGUUGUGUGUUUUAAAAGGACAAUGUUGCACCAUGAAAGUUGUAACUUUGAUUUAAGUCUCAUCGGCUUUAACAAUUGUAAAGCAAUUGUAAAACAGUGCAGCUGCUCUUUAGUUUGUCCAAUGCUGUUAUUAAAUGACUGCAACGAGUAGAUGUACAAGUUUUAUGGGAUGAAGCCUAUAUGAAGACUUCUUCCUCUCACCAAAUGCCAACUCUUAAUAAUUUUGUUGUCGAUCAAAGAAUAUGUUCAGUAGCUGUUGUCCUGUUUGAUGUCACACUAUGCUUGCAAAGGUGACUGGAAUAGAGCUCCAUAAAUGAGCUUCAUGUCAUUGGAAAGGGCCUAAAUCUAAGUUUAGCUGUGAGAACUGUUCACAGAUUGAUCUUGUUUUUUAAUCACUCAAACCCGGAACGGCCUAGGUAAGUAUUUUCUAAGCAGUUUUUGUUUUGUAUUGUCUGUUAAUUGUAUGCUGUCAAUGAUGCCGGAAGGCUUUAAAUAUAAUUGAAAAAAUAAUAAAGAGGUGGCAAAAA